Molecule: messenger RNA, 507 nt
Organism: Aspergillus terreus NIH2624
Lineage: Eukaryota; Fungi; Ascomycota; Eurotiomycetes; Eurotiales; Aspergillaceae
Exons: 2
Coding region: 1-507 (168 amino acids)
Source: RefSeq, a predicted model, not a curated record
AUGAGCAUCUUCCAGACUCUAUUCGUUCUAUAUCUGUGGGUCUGGACCCUACCAGCCACUACCCUCGCCCGGCCAUACCCGACAAGCACCACCUCUCCAUCCCUCCUCUGCACCACAGCCGACCCUAGUCUACCCUCCGCAAUAGACACAACCCCAACGGCCUCCACACUAACCCUUCUCGCCCGCGAACGGCCAGCCUUCAAACGAUCACGUCCAAGACGCAAAGGUCGCGGCGGCAUACCGCCCGCGGCUGCGAUCUUGCUCCCCAUCAUCAUUUUAUUCCUGAGUAUGACCUCGAUUCUCCUGUGUGCUCGAAUUGGGUCCCGCAAAGGUGAGACGCGGGGCCAGGUCUGGGGUGAUUCGGCGGUCGAUAAUCAAACAAGGCAGGAAGGAGAAGGCCAACCACCGCCGCUACAACCGCCAGCACGGCAGCAACAACAGGAUCUGGAGUUGAGUGAGAUUGAUGAGGCACCGCCGCCGCCGUAUUCGAGGGAGGCGCCGAAAUGA